This is a messenger RNA of Phaedon cochleariae (mustard beetle), 2544 nucleotides long. The record is from the annotation of a GenBank genome assembly. Lineage: Eukaryota; Metazoa; Arthropoda; Insecta; Coleoptera; Chrysomelidae.
UUACAAUCAUCAUUUCAGCGAGUGUUUACAGUUGUUUAUAUUAUAUGUUCAAUAUACAUUUUCAAAUGGUAUUUUUAUUUUCAAAUCAAGCUAUUAUUUAUUGAAUAAAGAUGGGGAAAAAUCAUAGACACAAAAAAGAUUUGAAAGCAGAUAAGGCUAAAGUUAAAUUGAAGCAAACAAAAACCAAGUUUCUGCCCAAAGGCCUGAAUGUAACAAAUACUUCUUUUAAAAUCAAGCCCAUAGUUUUGGCUGAGCAGCUGAAGGAGAAAGACCAGAAUGUUCCUCUGAGUAGACGAAAAUUGGACGUCAAAGAUUUACUUAACAGACUGAAGCAUUACAAUGAGAAUGUUCGAUGUACUGCUUGUGAAGAAUUGUCGUCAAUGUUCAAAAUUCAUAGUGAUGAGCUCAUUCAACAGAACUUAUCAGAAAUUAUACUUGCUGUCAGCACUUUAAUGCAAGAUAGGGAGAGCAAAGUGAGAAAGGCAACAGUCAAAGCAAUCAAUACCAUUUUGGAAAGUACUCCUCAAGAGAAAUUAGAACCGUUUUUCAAUUAUUUCUCAACGAAUUUACGUUGUGCUAUGACGAAUAUCAGUAAGAAUAUCCAAGAAGAUUCUCUAUUUUUCUUGGACUGUUUCAUAAACAAUGACUGUGGGCUUAUUACAAAAACGGCAGAAAAGCUAUUGCCAGAUUUUUUCACACUUAUUUCUAAACUUCGAAGUGAUUCCAAUUUAAAUCGCACGCUAACACUGAACUUAGGAAGCAAGAUGACCAGUGUGACUUGGAGAAUAAAAGUAUUGAAUAAAUUGCAUGCUGUAUUGGAAUGUAUAUUGAGGAAGAACAUAUAUGAAAAUACUAGAACAGCUAAAAUGGAAGUGGAUCAUGUAGCUGCUAAUUCUGGUAACAUAUUUCCAAUUUAUAAGGACUCAUUCAGCGACGUACUAGAAUGUACGGAUAUCAGUUGUAUGGUCAAUUCAAAUAACGUCGGUUCUACUGCAUAUACUUUGGAUAAACAUAUAGUUACGUUGGUACCAUUGCUUUAUGAAACUUGGCUAGAAGUAUUACCUGAAAAGAGGUCCACGAAAACGGUCACUGAGAGUACCUUAUUGAGUGAAGAAGCUGCAUCAAUACUAUCCUGUAUUAUGAAAACACUACACUUAUUGUGGAAAUAUUCUGAACAGGUUAAAAAUGAUGAAGAAUUUAUGAAAGAAAUUUUUCUGUCGACAGAUGGGAAGAAAUUCAUGACCAAUCUUGUAAAAAACUUUCCUUACUGUCAGAAUGAUAAUGUUUCUGCACAGCAAAAUAAAACCAAAGGGAAAGGUCUGAGCCUAGAUAUCAACCGUGAUCCCAAAUGUGUGAAAGAAAACAUUAUGAUAUGCUAUAUGUUUUUCAUUCUGAACGGAAGUAUUCAUUCCAAUACAAAACCAUUGGAAAUGGAAGCCAUAAUGGCAUACAUAAACAAAUGUCUGCAGUCUAGGAAAAUCAUUCGUGGAACCAACAUACAAUAUUUGAUUGAAUUCUUAAAAAUGUGUUUGUUAGAGAACUCCUAUCUAUGGAAAAAAGCCGGCUCAAAAAUCGUUAGUGUUUUAGAACAUACUAUUAGUUUUUACAAUAGUAAUAUGAUGAGUGACAAGUAUAAAUUGGAACUAUUUAAAGUUCUAUGUGGUGUGGCAGAUACAAUUCAAUUAUAUGGACCUGAUAAUAAAGGCAAUUUGCCAGUUUCAAAAACUUCAUUCUCUGGAUGUCCUCAAUACAAUGACUGGCUAUCAUCUCUACCAGAUCUCUUGUGUAUGCCCUCAAUAAGUGACACUAUUGUAUCCAGUUUACUCGAAUUGUCCAGAAAAAACAACGCUGUUGUUCAUAGAGCUCUUCUGAGCAAGUUACCUAAUAUUCUAGAAAACUUGGAUUCAUUGAAUGUGAUUGUUACUCUGCCUACUAUAAGUAACCCAGAGGAGAUGAUGAAGCGAAAUAUUUUGUUCAUGUAUAUUUAUGUGCCAAAUAUAUCACGCGCUUGUAUGCAGACAUUGUCGAAUUACAUUUCGAAGCACGAAAAAAGUCAAUUUAUGGACUAUUUAUUGGACGAGCUGCAAAAACAUUGUGAACGUUGAGCUUCUACAUGUAAAGCAUUAUAUUUGGUCAAUUUUUUUUUGUUAUUUGAAAGAACAUAUUAAAAUUAUGUCUUUCAAAAAAUUGUUGCAUAAUUUGAUGUUAUAUUUAACAACAUAAUAUUUCUUGUCUGUCGACUUCUUGCUUUGCUUCGAAGAUUCGGUACUUUUUUUAUCUGAAGGACUUUUACUGGCCUUUUCUUUCUUACCAGAUUCCUUAAUUUCUUUUUUCUUUUUCAACAAUGCCUCCGUAGUACCAAAUCCAAUUUUUAUACUCUUGGAAGAACUUUCUUCUAAAUGCAAUUGAUUUUCCUCAACAUUGAGCAAUUCAAAAAAGGAAGCACCUGCAAAUAGAAAUUGAUUGAUUGACAUUUGUAACAAUAAAUCCACAUUAUUCAAUAUAAAUCUGCCAAGUGUGGCAAGUCACUGCAUAACGUUUGUA